Messenger RNA from Ooceraea biroi (clonal raider ant), 8195 nucleotides. It is a transcript of the gene Smurf, whose product is annotated as SMAD specific E3 ubiquitin protein ligase. Gene Ontology annotation, biological process: protein ubiquitination; proteasome-mediated ubiquitin-dependent protein catabolic process; negative regulation of BMP signaling pathway. Lineage: Eukaryota; Metazoa; Arthropoda; Insecta; Hymenoptera; Formicidae. Gene Ontology annotation, cellular component: cytoplasm. The record is from RefSeq and is a predicted model, not a curated record. Gene Ontology annotation, molecular function: ubiquitin protein ligase activity; protein binding.
UAAAUGGUACUUUAUGUUUCUUAGACAUUAGAUACGUCUAAGAAACAUAUAUUAGGCUAAACAUGUGCUGCCUGGGUUAUUUCGAAUGCACCUUUUGUGAUAUUUGUUGUUAACGUUACGAUUAAAUUUGAGAGUCUAUAAUGUAAUAAUGUAAAAUUUGUAAAAUAGAAAAUCGAAUUACGUGAACGGAAAAAAGAACCUCUGUAUAAAAUUCAUCUGAUCUGAAAGCGUCCAAUUACAUACGAAGCUCAUUCAAGAACAAGGUAGUCAAGAUGGCGCAGCCAAUCAGAGCCCCAUUUCUCCGCUUCCAUUUUGCCUGCUCGGACAGCCAUCUUGCCGCUUAUCGAUGCUCCAUCUAAUCACUCGUUGGUCUAUGAUGAGCAUCGCCUUGCGCAAUUCGAGAUCUAUUCGAGAUCAGUCGGAGUCGAUAGUGCGACGCGGGGGGUUGUCGCGCUCUCGUGCGUGUAUACGUGUUCCUUCAAGUGUGUGGGUGUGUGUGUACGUGUGUGGUAGUGCGAGCGAGUAGUGCACCGCCGCCGUUGAUCGCGCGUUCCUGGUGCAAGCGCAGCAAGCUUCGCUUUACUUGCCGUUGGUCGCAGGCACCGAUGCGCGGUGCGGAACGUUAAAUGUGCGUGCAGGAUGUCGAAUCCGAGCGGUAGCAGGAGGAACGGGGCCAUGAAGAUUCGUCUAACAAUUUUAUGUGCCCGCAAUCUUGCUAGGAAGGAUUUAUUUCGCUUACCAGAUCCUUUCGCUAAGAUAACUGUUGAUGGUUCUGGACAGUGUCAUAGUACAGACACUUGUAAAGCUACCCUUGAUCCCAAGUGGAAUCAGCACUAUGAUCUAUAUAUUGGAAAGAACGAUGGAAUCACUAUAUCUGUGUGGAAUUAUCGGAAGAUUCAUAAAAAGCAAGGCGGUGGCUUUCUGGGAUGUGUACGCAUAUUAUCGAACACCAUCCAAAGACUUAAAGAUACAGGAUAUCAACGGUUGGAUCUGUGCAAAGCUCACUCCGAUGACACAGAUGUCGUUAAGGGACAGAUUGUAGUAUCCCUGAUGUCACGGGACGGCCACAAUGGUGCCGUGAGUAACACAGUCGGGCAUAACGCCGUGGUCGACGUGCUUGGAGAUUUAAGUUGCCCGAAUGACUUGCCGGACGGUUGGGAAGAACGUAGAACGCAUAGCGGUCGACUUUACUACGUAAAUCAUCACACGAAGAGCACGCAGUGGAUCCGUCCAAAUGCUCGGCCUAGCAAUGCGAUUAUAUCGACAACACCGGAACCACCGGCGUUGCCGUCGUCGGAACCGACGUCACCCAGUAGUAGCGCGAGCUCGCCGAACGUGAGGAACGAAGAGAGUCCGGCGAGGCACGCGUCACCCGAGUGGAAUGACGGGACGCCCAGUCAAACUCCCAGUCGAGAUAGUUCCGCGCAAAACACUCCGCGUAAUACACCGACGCAGCAGCAGCAGCAGCAAAAUCGCAAUAAUCAGCAACAGAACCAGCACAACGUGAGAAACGUGACGACGCCGGCAUCGUCCGCGAGAGAGCGUCGCAUCGUUCGAACUACCGAUGAACAGAAUGGUAAUCAAAGCAUGAACGGAAGGGCGGAGCGUGGUGUUAACGGCGGGGGCCAGGCGCGACGGCUUAAUCGCAGCAACAGAAAUAGAAAUAGCGUUAUGUCGAGCGGUGACCGGCGAACCGAUCCUCCGCAACCACCGGAUCUACCGCGCGGCUACGAAAUGAGGAAAACGCAGCAGGGCCAGGUGUACUUUUAUCACGUACCAACUGGAUCCUCUACCUGGCACGAUCCGAGGAUACCGCGUGAUUUGCAAGCCAACGAGUUGGCGAAUGAGCUCGGUCCCCUUCCCAGCGGAUGGGAAAUGAGACAGACGCACAGCGGACGGGUGUACUUCGUGGAUCACAACAACAGGACAACGCAAUUUACCGAUCCUCGGCUGUCCAGCCAAAUUAUCAGCAAUCUGUUGAAUAGGAGACAAAAUAAUAAUACGAGCAAUCACGCUCCGACUAAUGUAAACAAUUCUGUGACGAGCGAAACUGCCGAGACGGAUACCACGAGUUCGCCGAUGGUUCCGUCCAACACACCACAGCAGCCAACGAGAAAUGAAAAUGGAAGCAACAACAAUUCUCCGACGAUGGAAAGCGCGCUAACCCAAAAUGCUCAAACCGUGUCAGAAUUACCGAAGGAGCUUAUGGACAAUGAGCUUCUCCCAAAGUAUAAACGUGAUUUAGUAGCAAAAUUGAAGUGUCUUCGAGCAGAACUGAAUGCCCUUCAGCCUCAAAGCGGUCACUGUAGAUUGGAGGUGUCGAGGAACGAGAUAUUCGAGGAGUCAUACAGACUGAUAAUGAAAAUGCGUCCGAAAGAUAUGCGCAAGAGACUCAUGGUCAAAUUCCGCGGCGAGGAGGGGCUCGACUAUGGCGGCGUAGCGCGCGAAUGGCUGUAUCUGUUGUCCCAUGAGAUGCUGAAUCCGCAAUAUGGGCUCUUUCAGUAUUCGAGGGACGAUAAUUAUACACUUCAAAUUAAUCCGGAUUCGGGGAUAAAUCCCGAACACUUGUCGUACUUUCAUUUCGCCGGGAGGAUCAUCGGCAUCGCCGUUUUCCACGGCCAUCACAUCGACGGUGGUUUCACGACACCGUUCUACAAAAUGUUGCUUAACAAAGCUAUAACAUUGAGCGAUAUAGAGGGGGUCGAUCCAGAAUUACAUAGGAGUCUUACAUGGAUGCUAGAAAACAGUAUAGACGGCGUACUGGACGCUACGUUCUCCGUGGAGCACAGCAGUUUCGGCGUGUUGAAGAAUCACGAGUUGAAGCCGGGCGGUAAAGAUAUACCAGUGACGGAAGAAAACAAGAGAGAAUACGUCCGUCUAUACGUGAACUAUCGAUUCAUGCGCGGUAUCGAGCAGCAGUUCUUGGCGUUGCAGAAAGGAUUUCACGAGUUGAUUCCUCCCCUGUUACUGAGACCCUUCGAUGAGCGCGAACUCGAGUUAGUCAUUGGGGGUUUGGGCACGAUCGACAUAAACGAUUGGAAGAUGCACACACGGCUGAAGCAUUGCACGCCCGAUACACCGGUCGUGCAAUGGUUCUGGCAGAUAGUCGAAUCGUACGGUGAAGAAAUGAGGGCGAGAUUGCUUCAGUUCGUCACCGGCAGCUCCAGAGUGCCGUUGCAAGGAUUCAAAGCUUUGCAAGGAUCAACGGGAGCAGCGGGUCCGCGGCUUUUCACAAUCCACGCAGUUGACGCCCCGAGUGAAAAUCUACCAAAAGCGCAUACUUGUUUCAAUAGGAUAGACAUACCACAGAAUUAUCCGACCUAUCAGAAGAUGCUCGAUAAGCUUACGCAGGCGGUUGAGGAAACCUGUGGCUUUGCUGUUGAAUAAUAACGGUAAGCUCUUGCAGCUUCGGCAUUGAUCGUUAAUGUAUUAGUACGUGUCUCCGAAUAAUUAUAAAUCCCCGCGAUAAAUAUUCGACAGAGUUCACUAGAAAGAGAGAGAGAAUCGUUUAUUCUUCAUAUUUGAAACACCAAGAAGUUGUAAUCGAGAAGUUAUAAUUAAGAAGAAAUUAUGAAGAAGAAAAUCCGGUGAGGUAGUUGCUUAUAGAAAGGAAAUAUUGAUACCUAAGCUGAAUGAUGAAAUCACGAAUGAUUUCGGUACAAAUGUCUACAUGGCCUUGCAGUUAUAGAUUGGCGAUUGAUAAGAUUUGCAUAUCCGACGACGUAUGUUCUCUUCUCGACGCGAGCUAGAACGAGAAUUUUUAGAAAAUUGAUACGUCAGUCUUCAAGUUUCUAUUACUUGGUUGAAUGAUACCAGUAGCGAGAAUCAUUUCUCAUGGGUAUGUUUUAAUCGAUAUUAUUAUAUCCAUUUACAUUUUUUUAAUCUACUUGAUUCGUUACAUUCUAUUUUGAAUUAUGCCUAGCACGAUUUUUACCGGUUCACAAUUUUCAACUAAAAUUUUUUUUUUUCUUUAAUUAGAUAUUUUCGAUCAACUUAUUAUAUUUACUUGUAUUUACGUAUCUACUUAUAUUUAUAUCUAUUUACAUUUACAUUUACUUGCAUUCAUCAUGAAUUUUGACUUAUAUUUUUUUGUCAACUGAAAUUAAUUUCGCUACUUUUAUUAAGUUCACGAAGGCUAGUUUUAUUAUACACGAAUUACGAUAUAUAAGAUCAAGCAUGCACAAACAUUUAGGGAAGAUGAAAUCUUCCCACAGUUACAAUUAAUAUUAUUAUUAUUAUAUGAUGUUUAUACUGUACAGAUUUUUUAUUGACAAGUAUCAACGUGUCAAGAAUCUCGAGAUUACGAAUGUAGCAAUAGAUGACAUAGGAAAUAUUCACACAGCUAGUAAUGCGAUUCAAGUUGCGAUUCUGGAAGUUCUUAUAUAAGUAGUUGAAGCUUAUAAGUGAGCAACUUAGAAUCAAGGAGGAAGAAAGUAAGGCUUUUUGCGUUUAACGCGUCGGUAUUUAUUAUACGAUUGGCAUUAGCUUUUUCUCUUUCUUCUUCUCUUUGAAAGCCUUUAACUUCUCACUUUCGACUAUAACAAACCACACACGGAGUCAAUUAAUUCCAUAUCAGUUAUUUAUAAAGCAAUAGGACUUAGCGUCGGAGUCUUAGUAGCGAGAAAAGUACAUAUACGUAUGUAAUUCGCGUUCCAAUAGGGACAGACAUCAGCUAGACGCGCAAUACUGAGAAUCUAGUAUUUUGAAAUGUAUUAUUGGGCCUUGGUGUCUUAGGUAAUAAAUAGAGAGUUUGUACAUAUACAUAUAAUUCUGAACGCAAGUGUUAUAAGUGAUAUAGAUAUCAUUUCGAUAAAAAUUGUGAUAUAAUUUGUACAGAGUAUAAAAAUGAUGAUACUGAUGUGUUCUCUCUGGCAUUAUAUUAUUAAAUCUUUCAUUCGGUGCAAUAGAUAGAUGUAACGACACAUGAAAGAUACAAUCUUUCAGCUCUUGACGGCAUUAUUAAUAUUAUUUAGAGACAUGACAAACUUCGGAAAUCAAUCGCGUUUCUAUUUUUCUGAUAUUGUAACACUUUCGUUCAGAGCUUUCGUAAGCAGCUGGCGAACUUGGUUAUUGCUACGCACGCAACUCACGUGGCAAAAAGAUCAUUGUUGCUUGUUAGAAGUCAUUACCGAGUAUACAUUACUACACCGAGUGCGUUAAAAUAAUGAUGUAAAUAAUUUAUUAUAGAUUAACAUAAUAGUAAUGUAAUAGUAUUUUACACGCGGAUCGGAUGCGAUCCGGUCUGAUUUUAGCAUUGGCAAUUAAAGUCGUCUACAUUUAAGCUUUAAUUUAAAGCGUACAUUUCUUAAGGAAAGAGUUCAUUCGACGGGUUUACGUAAGCUUAAAACAUUUCGAUCGAACUGGCCUUUCUUUGUUUGAUUGAGAACUUCAUGAGACAUGUCUACACCUUGCUAGAUUACUUUUAGUGAGAUGUAGCGCUACGCCUUAUUUAUCGCACGAAAUCUUCGUUUAGUUCACCAGCACGUGAUGCUGUCGCAAAAAUGUUCGACGCGUAAUUACCGCAUAGUUAUGCGAAUGUCGUGUACAAUGCAUGACGGCACAGUUCAUUGUCUUGUAUGUAUAACUAUCAUCGUAUUAUUAUGUUUGAAUUAUUAUAUGCGCACGCAACUGUGAUGAAACAUAUCGUAGGCGAGAAGGAGCACCCGAAAAGUUCUCGCUUCUCGAGAAUUAAUGCGUAAUUCUACGUUCACUUUUGUACGCACGAUGUUAUCGAGAUCGAUAUAUACACACAUGUCCAUUUCGUUGACUCUCCUUCGGAAUAAAAUGUUCCCGUACUUCGGUCGAGCCGCGUGAAAGUAUCACCCGUUUUCAGUGUCUGAAACACGGCCUGAAUACUGAAGUGCUGUCGUACCGGGAAACAUAGCUAUUACGACUCAAAUAGGAAUAAUGGAUACAGCUCUUAGCGCUAGCUAACGUGUAUCGUGUAAAUAGACACCUCUAGCGGUACCUAUAUCUGUUGCCUUAAUUUCAAAUGUACACGAACUCUCGUAUCUCGUAGUCUGCUUCUCGGUAUCGGAUGCAGCCAGUAACGCCUCAAUAUUCCUGAAUAUGAUAUGUUAAAAAGUGAAUUCACUAAUUUUCUAUGAGAUAUAUAUUAUAUACAUUCGCCAAAUACGAAGUAAUUAAGGAGAAGUGCUAUUUUCAGUAUGUAUAAAUUGUUUAUCGACGACAAGUCUAAGAUCUAAGACGAGAUUAUCGGAUGUUUGAGGAAGUUAACAAAGCUGCGAGAGGGAUUUAGUGAGAUUUAUAUACGAAUCAAUGAAUACAUGUAUCGAAAAUAAUGGAUUUUCAUUUCAAAGAUAUUUGAAAUAUUCUUUUCACAUCGAAGAAGUUUAAUCAUUGUUUUAAACAAAGACGGUUGAGCAAAAGAUUAAUAGCUUUUAAUCAUAUUAGUAGAGAAGAGAGCCUCAUGAUCUUUCCAUUUGUUUUUUUAUAAUAAUCUUGUCGGUAUAGCGCAAUAAAGGCCUUAAACGUGCCUUGUUGUUGGCGUUGAUGAUAAACCAUAAAAAUUAUAUUCACCAUAUUUUGAGACGAGAUGUAAAUUUCAUCUUUCUGUCAAAACUAUUUCUAAAAAGACAUACAUAUGCAUGUUGCAAUUAUCAAUUUAUAAUACACGGUGACUACAUUAAUGAUUAAAAGAAUAGCAAAAUAAAAUAAUAGGAUUACAAUUCAAGUGAAAAGUAGCCAAAGAAGUAUCUUGAAGAAUUAAAUUUCUUUUACGGUAAAAGAAAUCCUUUAACUUAUAUGUAAUUAUGUGUUCUCAAACAAUUAGAAUGUUAUGUACAAUUUGCAACUAUCCAAUAUGUCAAUACCUUUUUUUUAAUGUGAAUGAUGUGUUAUAUACAUUGAUUGUGUUAACAUCGAAAGUUAUAUGCAUACAUUUAUCAGAACGUUGUAUAUACGUACUUUAUGAGAAUUAUAUUAAUUUUAACACAAGUGAUGUACAAAAAGUCAUAUCUAAACAAAAUAAUUAUAAAAUAAAUGUUAUAAUUAUUUCGAAAAAGUUUUGAAGUGAUGUUUGGAUUAUAAAGAUAAUAUUCAAAAAUGUAUAAAGAAGAUUAUAUAUAUCUGAUUAUCUGAAUUUUUGAUAUUAAUUAAUGAUUAAAGAACAACGUUAAUCAAUUAAUGAUUAAAGAACAAAGCGAGUGACAAACUAGUUGGUCUGUUAUUCAUGAAAUGUAUACCGAGAGAAAAAAAGGAUUAUGAAUACUGAGAGAAAGAAAGGAGAGAGACAAUAUUUAGCGAGAAACAAAACUCACGUAAAAUACGUACAAAUGAAUAUAUUGCGUAUUACACGAUGCACAGAAUAAUCUUGCUUGGAAGAGUUAUCAAGUAUCGCAAGGAAGUUUGUGGACCGAAAGGGAUGCGCGAACUUCAACACAUUUGCAAUUAGAAUCUGCAGUUUGUCUUGUUCGAAAUAUCAGGUGAUUGCAGUCGCCUUUUAACCCUUUAUCGGUCCAUUCAGCUAUUUCUGAAGGGUUUUUAGACUUUUCAGAAUCGGCGAGAGGAAGACCCGUGCGCGCAGUACAGAUGCCUCUAUUUAUAAAAUUGAUGUAGUUUUAUCGAGUUGUAAAUACAUUUGUCGAAAUCUUGCAAGUAAUGUAACAACGAGAGAUAUCGGUAAAGGGUUAAAUAUUAUGAGAAAUAAAGAAAUAAUAAAUAACAUCGCAGUAAGUUAUAGAUACCGCCUUUUUCUCCAGUGUCGGUCAGUCGACGUUAUAUAAAAUAAUUUUCUUAGGCGUUAAAGAAACGUUUACUAGAAUUUUUUACUAGUUUCAUCUUAAGAACAAGUAAUAAUGUUUAAAUGGAAGUUGCGAAAAUAUUUAUUCUACCAGUGGCAGAGACCCGUUCAUGAAUUUAGGCUUUAGCUUGUUUCGUUAAAAAUUCGCAGAUCGAAAAUUGUAAAUUGAUAUGUGGAUAACUAAUGUAAAUUGUUUUUUGUAUAAUUGAAUCGCAAGCGAUCGCUUUCCCUUCGUGUUUCUAGUUGCGAGAUUAUGUGUACUAUUAUUACUGCGGAUGUGUUAUUAUUAUUAUUAUUAUUGCUAACAUUGCGUCUCUGUUACUGUCCUAAUUAAUUACACAAGUCCUUCAAGAAACAAGUGUAUAUACAACUUUUCCUUUUGUAUUUUGGACGAAAUGUAUAUUUUAAUAAAAUAUCCAAAGUAUGGAAUACA